Microtus ochrogaster (prairie vole) is the source of this 4371-nucleotide messenger RNA. It is a transcript of the gene Smarcc2, whose product is annotated as SWI/SNF related, matrix associated, actin dependent regulator of chromatin subfamily c member 2. Gene Ontology annotation, cellular component: synapse. Gene Ontology annotation, biological process: cell projection morphogenesis. The coding region runs from base 228 to 3707 and encodes 1159 amino acids. The record is from RefSeq and is a predicted model, not a curated record. The transcript has 28 exons. Lineage: Eukaryota; Metazoa; Chordata; Mammalia; Rodentia; Cricetidae. Gene Ontology annotation, molecular function: protein binding.
CAUGCCUGGCUUCAGUAGAAGCAAAAUGUACGGGCUUAGUUUGUAAGUCGGCUUGCCCUGCCUCUCCUUUUUGCCCUUUUAAGACACCAGUAUGUGUUGAAACAUGCUCCUUUAUCAUGGCCCCCCAAGAAAUACAUUGUUGUGUCACUUAGAGCCUCAAAGGGAUGUUUGUUUUCUUGCCUUGAGCUCUAUAAACCUUGCAGAUUUUACUGUUCGUUGGGGACGAGAUGGCCAGAUAUCAGGGUGUCCUGCAGUGCCAGUGUCGGGGUGCAGCUACAAUUCAGGAGUGCUGGAGUCCUCUGUAUAUAGACAAGACAUGUCUGCCCCAGGGGCUUCCAGGAACUCACGGGAAGAAAUGGCAGGUGGUAGAGAAUCGGCCUGUCAUCCCUGUCUUCCUUUCCCUCCUUUCCCAGUACAUACAGGCGGAACCACCGACCAACAAGUCCCUGUCGAGCCUGGUUGUGCAGUUGCUCCAGUUUCAGGAAGAGGUUUUUGGCAAACAUGUCAGCAACGCACCCCUUACCAAACUGCCGAUCAAAUGUUUCCUAGAUUUCAAAGCAGGAGGAUCCCUGUGCCACAUUCUUGCAGCCGCCUACAAAUUUAAGAGUGACCAGGGAUGGCGGCGUUACGAUUUCCAGAACCCAUCCCGCAUGGACCGCAAUGUGGAAAUGUUCAUGACCAUUGAGAAGUCCUUGGUGCAGAAUAAUUGCCUGUCUCGACCUAACAUUUUCCUGUGCCCAGAGAUUGAGCCCAAACUGCUAGGGAAAUUAAAAGACAUUGUUAAGAGACACCAGGGAACUGUUACUGAGGACAAGAGCAAUGCCUCCCAUGUUGUGUAUCCUGUCCCAGGGAACCUAGAAGAAGAGGAAUGGGUACGGCCAGUUAUGAAGAGAGACAAACAAGUUCUUCUGCACUGGGGCUACUACCCUGACAGUUACGAUACGUGGAUCCCAGCCAGUGAAAUUGAAGCAUCUGUGGAAGAUGCUCCAACGCCUGAGAAACCUCGGAAGAUUCACGCCAAGUGGAUCCUCGACACGGACACCUUCAAUGAGUGGAUGAACGAGGAAGACUAUGAAGUCAGUGACGACAAGAGCCCUGUUUCCCGACGGAAGAAGAUCUCGGCGAAGACGCUGACAGAUGAGGUAAACAGCCCAGAUUCAGACAGGCGGGACAAGAAGGGGGGGAACUAUAAGAAGAGGAAGCGCUCUCCGUCUCCUUCGCCCACCCCAGAAGCUAAGAAGAAGAACGCUAAGAAAGGACCCUCAACACCUUACACCAAGUCAAAGCGAGGCCACAGAGAAGAGGAGCAGGAAGAGCUGACGAAAGACAUGGAUGAGCCCUCGCCAGUCCCAAACGUAGAAGAGGUGACACUCCCCAAAGCAGUCAACACUAAGAAGGACUCGGAGUCAGCUCCAGUUAAAGGAGGCACCAUGACUGACCUGGAUGAACAGGAGGAUGAAAGCAUGGAGACCACGGGCAAGGAUGAGGACGAGAGCAGUACGGGCAACAAGGGGGAGCAGACCAAGAAUCCAGACCUGCACGAGGACAACGUGACCGAGCAGACCCAUCACAUCAUCAUCCCCAGCUACGCCGCCUGGUUUGACUACAAUAGUGUUCACGCCAUUGAGCGGAGGGCUCUCCCUGAGUUCUUCAACGGCAAGAACAAGUCCAAGACUCCAGAGAUCUACCUGGCGUAUCGAAACUUCAUGAUUGACACUUACCGACUGAAUCCCCAGGAGUAUCUAACAUCCACUGCCUGUCGGCGGAACUUGGCGGGUGAUGUCUGCGCUAUCAUGAGGGUCCAUGCCUUCCUGGAACAAUGGGGUCUUAUUAACUACCAGGUAGAUGCUGAGAGCCGACCAACCCCAAUGGGGCCUCCACCCACGUCUCACUUCCAUGUCUUGGCGGACACACCAUCAGGGCUGGUUCCUCUUCAGCCCAAGACCCCACAGGGCCGCCAGGUUGAUGCUGAUACCAAGGCUGGGCGGAAGGGCAAAGAGCUGGAUGACCUGGUGCCAGAGACGGCUAAGGGCAAGCCAGAGCUGCAGAGCUCUGCUUCCCAACAAAUGCUCAACUUUCCUGACAAAGGCAAAGAGAAACCCACGGACAUGCAGAACUUUGGACUGCGCACAGACAUGUAUACAAAGAAGAAUGUCGCCUCCAAGAGUAAAGCUGCAGCCAGCGCCACUCGGGAGUGGACAGAACAGGAGACGCUGCUGCUCCUGGAGGCUCUGGAAAUGUACAAGGAUGACUGGAACAAAGUGUCUGAACACGUGGGGAGCCGCACGCAGGAUGAGUGCAUCUUGCAUUUUCUUCGCCUUCCCAUUGAAGACCCAUACCUGGAGGACUCGGAGGCCUCCCUAGGCCCUCUGGCCUACCAGCCCAUCCCCUUCAGUCAGUCGGGCAACCCUGUUAUGAGCACUGUUGCCUUCCUGGCCUCUGUCGUCGACCCCCGCGUCGCCUCUGCUGCUGCGAAGUCAGCCUUAGAAGAGUUCUCCAAAAUGAAGGAAGAGGUGCCCACAGCCUUGGUGGAAGCCCAUGUGCGGAAAGUGGAAGAAGCAGCCAAGGUCACAGGCAAGGCAGAUCCCGCCUUUGGUCUGGAAAGCAGCGGCAUUGCAGGAACCACCUCUGAUGAGCCCGAGCGCAUUGAGGAAAGUGGGACUGAUGAGGCCCGGGCAGAGGGCCAGGCGGCAGAUGAGAAGAAGGAGCCGAAGGAACCACGGGAAGGAGCAGGUAUUGCAGAGGAAGAAGCGAAGGAGGAAGCCAGUGAGGCUCCCAAGAAGGAUGAGGAGAAAGGGAAAGAAGGGGACAGUGAGAAGGAGUCCGAGAAGAGCGACGGGGACCCGGCAGCUGAUCCUGAGAAAGACAAGGAGCCGAAAGAAGGACAGGAGGAAGUGCUGAAGGAGGCGGUGGAGUCAGAGGGGGAGAGGAGGACGAAGGUGGAGCGAGACAUUGGUGAGGGGAACCUCUCCACAGCUGCUGCCGCUGCCCUGGCCGCUGCCGCAGUGAAGGCCAAGGGUCUUCCAAAAGAAAAAGUGGGGCCGAGGUGUCUGCCCAAGGAUCUGGACCUGCUGACCGUAUUCUGUUGGCACUGGCAGCUGGAGUACCAGAGGCAGCAGCUCCUGGCCGACCGGCAGGCCUUCCACAUGGAGCAGCUGAAGUACGCAGAGAUGAGGGCCCGGCAGCAGCACUUCCAGCAGAUGCACCAGCAGCAGCAGCAGCAGCCACCAACCCUGCCCCCAGGCUCCCAGCCCAUACCCCCGCCUGGGGCUGCUGGGCCUCCCACGGCCCAUGGUCUAGCUGUGGCUCCAGCAGCUGUGGCCCCUGCUCCUGCUGGCGGUGGGGCCCCUCCUGGAAGCUUGGGCCCUUCUGAGCAGAUGGGGCAAGCAGGGUCAACUGCAGUGCCACAACAGCCACAAGCAGCUGGAGCCUCCCAGCCUGGGGCAGUCCCACCAGGGGUACCCCCCCCUGGACCCCACGGCCCCUCACCGUUCCCCAACCAACAAACUCCUCCCUCAAUGAUGCCAGGGGCAGUGCCAGGCAGCGGGCACCCAGGCGUGGCGGCCCAGAGCCCUGCCAUUGUGGCAGCUGUUCAGGGCAACCUCCUGCCCAGUGCCAGCCCACUGCCAGACCCCGGCACGCCCCUGCCUCCAGACCCCACAGCUCCGAGCCCAGGCACAGUCACCCCUGUGCCACCUUCACAGUGAGGAGCCAGCCAGCCAUCUUUCCCCCUCACUCCCCAUGGAGGUCACAGUUCCAGGAACAGCCCUCCCCCACUUCUGGGACCUCUCUGAGCCUGGAGAGUUCAUCACUACGUAAGGAAAGCUCCUCAUGCCCCCUCACUGCCCCACCAUGCCCAUCAGAGGUGUGCAGUUUUAUAUCCAGUUCUUAUCCACGGACUUCUGACUAAAAGAUGUUUCUCAUGCCUGGGAGAGAGGCUAGGGUGGAAAUGGAGCCCUCAAAGGAAGGGCCAGGGAAAGAUGUUUGUUUAUAGGAGAUUCUGUUAACCACUUCUGAGGGUGCCCCCUUCAGACUACUGUAUUUUUUAAGUGGAUAUCGUGAAAACGAAACCCUUUAAAAGGGAGGUUUUAAAAAGACAUAUUGGAGUCCACAAAAAAUAACUUUUUUUGAGGGGGAAGGGCAGAUUUUAAGGGGAAUUAAGGUUUGGGGGCGAGCUGUGGGGAUGGACUAGGGUACCAAACCUGUCUCCCUGAGCCCCUUGGCACCAAGUCGGCUCCCUCACCCAUUCCAGUCUACCAUGCUGAGCCCUCCCGCUGCUUGUCAUUGCUGCUGUUUUAGGCCAUAGCUCAGCAAUGACCUGCCCUCUGAAUGUCAGCUGUGUUUGUUUUUAAAAGUCACCUGCUUAGUUGA